Molecule: messenger RNA, 277 nt
Organism: Geodia barretti
Lineage: Eukaryota; Metazoa; Porifera; Demospongiae; Tetractinellida; Geodiidae
Source: the annotation of a GenBank genome assembly
UGUUUUGAGACCUCCCUUGUUAUUGACACUGCACACUCCAGCUAUAUUAGAGCUAUUCAGGAUGGUUGGUUGGCCUGUCCUUCCCUCCACUUGCUUGCUAAAAGUACGAACAAUUUAGGCCACCCUAUUCUUUCACUGCACACUCCAGGUAUAGUCAAGGUAUUCAGGAUGGUUGGUUGGCCUGUACUUCCCCCCACUUGCUCACUAAAAGUCCAAAAAGUUUAGGCCACCCUAUUUUCAACAGUCAUUCCCGAGGAAUUUUUGCACUGCACAUGCC